This is a messenger RNA of Polypterus senegalus (gray bichir), 5067 nucleotides long. RefSeq names its product MAPK activated protein kinase 5 (gene mapkapk5). Gene Ontology annotation, cellular component: nucleus; cytoplasm. Gene Ontology annotation, biological process: protein autophosphorylation; peptidyl-serine phosphorylation; Ras protein signal transduction. The coding region runs from base 890 to 2305 and encodes 471 amino acids. Gene Ontology annotation, molecular function: calcium/calmodulin-dependent protein kinase activity; calcium-dependent protein serine/threonine kinase activity; calmodulin binding. The record is from RefSeq and is a predicted model, not a curated record. The transcript is spliced from 14 exons. NCBI's taxonomy places the organism in Eukaryota, Metazoa, Chordata, Cladistia, Polypteriformes, Polypteridae.
UUCGAAGCAUUAAAUUGAGGACAAGCAGACAGCAAACAUUUUCAUCUAAUUAUGAUUUUACUUGUCGUUUUUACGACAUAUAACUUCAAAAAGAACAUAUUUUAUUUUGAAUUUUACUAGUGACGGACUGUAAAUUGUUGCUCUCACACCGGCGUGAGGCUGGCUAGCCCCCUGUGUGUGUUUGCAUCCCCGGUGUGUCCUGCGCUUCAGAUCCCUUCAGGUUUUCGAGUCGUUUGGUGCUGUAGGCUGUGCCGCUGUCGUAUUUUGCUCUUUACUUGUUUUAUUUUGUUAGUUUCUUCUUCUUGUCAGACAUGACUAGCAAGAGAACGAGCUUCCCCCGCUGAGCACCGUCUGUCUGAGCUCCAAUCCCAGCCUCUUCCUCCUGUACUUUGCCCUGACAAAGCGCGGCCGCGGUGCGUUUGCUACCUGCUUUGUCGCUUUGGUCGCCACCUCGUCCCCCUUGUUACGCCAACUGAUUACCCGCCUGUUCGGGCAGUCGGUGGGCCGGCUGGCAAGGAGGGAGGGAGUCCGCAUUUCCCCUCGCCUAGAGAUCUGAAUCUCCUCUGCGGGGUCUGUUUGCUUCUUCUCUCCCAACACCCAGCCGGGCUUCUUGCGGCUCUCCAUGUUGGCGGCAGUGGCCGCCUCGCUGGCUGCACUCGUCCGUUGGAGCCGCGGCGCUUUGCUGGCCAAACUGUCGGUCAGCUGGCAGGAGGGAGUUCGCCGCGUUGCCGGAGUCAUGGACUGUCGUCCUCUUUAGUAGUCACUUAGUCGCUGGGAAACGAGAAGAUUUCCACCGAGCAGGUUGGGUUGCUCCCAGUUGAACAGAGGCGGCGGAGGCACCUCGGGACACCGCAUCACGCGAAGGCGGCGAGUGCAGCGAAGAAGAGCCAUGUCGGAGGACAACAAUGUGGACAGAUUCAUCAAGGAGACCUCCAUCUUAGAGGAGUACAACAUCAACUGGACACAGAAGCUGGGUGCUGGGAUCAGUGGGCCUGUCAGGGUUUGCGUGAAGAAGUCAACGCAGGAGCGAUUUGCACUCAAGAUUCUCAUUGACCGGCCCAAAGCCCGUAAUGAGGUACGACUCCACAUGAUGUGUGCAAUUCAUCCAAACAUCGUGCAGAUUGUGGAAGUCUACGCCAACAGCGUGCAAUUCCCUCACGAGUCCAGUCCACGGGCCCGGCUGCUCAUCGUGAUGGAGAUGAUGGAAGGUGGAGAGCUGUUCCACAGAAUCAGCCAACACAGACACUUUACAGAAAAAAUGGCCAGCCAAGUAACCAAACAGAUUGCUCAGGCUCUCCAGCACUGUCACUCACUAAACAUCGCUCACAGAGACCUCAAGCCCGAGAACCUGCUCUUCAAAGACAAUUCUUUGGAUGCUCCAGUUAAGCUCUGUGAUUUUGGGUUUGCCAAAAUUGACCAGGGUGACUUGAUGACACCCCAGUUCACGCCUUACUACGUAGCACCUCAGGUUCUGGAGGCUCAGAGGAGACAUCAAAAAGAAAAGUCUGGAAUAAUACCUACCUCACCCACUCCGUACACGUACAACAAAAGCUGUGACUUGUGGUCCUUGGGCGUGAUCAUCUACGUGAUGCUGUGCGGAUAUCCACCAUUUUACUCCAAACACCACAGCCGCACCAUCCCUAAGGACAUGCGCAAGAAGAUCAUGACGGGGAGCUUUGAGUUUCCCGAAGACGAAUGGAGCCAGAUCUCGGAGAUGGCUAAGGACAUUGUGAGAAAGCUGCUAAAAGUAAAACCUGAAGAGAGACUUACCAUUGAGGAGGUGCUGGCUCACCCCUGGCUAAACUGCACAGAAGCUUUGGACAAUGUUCUGCCAUCGGCACAGAUGAUGAUGGAUAAGGCUGUGGUGGCUGGGAUUCAGCAGGCCCACGCCGAACAGCUCGCCAACAUGAGGAUCCAAGAUCUGAAUGUGAGCCUCAAGCCUCUCAACUCUGUCAACAACCCGAUCCUGCGCAAACGCAAGCUGCUGGGCACAAAACCCAAGGAUGGCUUCUUCUUCCAUGACCCAGAAAAUGGGACAGAAGACUCUAAUGUGGCCUUGGAGAAGCUGAGGGACGUCAUCGCCCAGUGCAUCUUGCCCCAGGCCGGAGAGAACGAAGACGAGAAGCUGAACGAGGUGAUGCGCGAGGCGUGGACAUUCAACAAGGACUGCAAGCUGCUGCGAGACACGCUUCAGAGUCUCAGCUGGAACGGUUGGACUUUCUCAGACAAAGUUGACCGUUUGAAACUGGCAGAAAUCGUGAAGCAGGUCAUUGAGGAGAAGACCAACCUGCAGGAUUCCCAGUAGCAAAAGUCUCCUUUUUUUUAAUAACGUUUUAAUUUGUACGAAAAAAAAAAGAAAGUGUUAACUGAAAAGAGAAUUUUUAUGGUAUUUACGGAUGACGCUCCCUUGAUGGAUUUUGUUUCGGCGGUUGUACAGCUGUAGAUGUUGGUACUGUAAUAUUUAACAAAGAAAAGGAACUCCUUGAACUCAAGGAAUGGUGUUGGCUUUGUCACCGGAAUGCUGUGUCCUCAAGUGCCGAGUGGCCGACGGGAGCAUAGAGGAUUGUCCGUAGCGGCGUUCCUCUUCUUGAACAGAUUUUUAUGCGUUCGCUUGCCUAAUUCGGGAAGCCGAGGCGAGGGACAGCUACUUUUAUUAUGAUUUUAUGUUUUAAAUUUUAUUUUUUGGCCAUCUGUUAAGAUCCACGAGUGCCGAGAGUUGAAGUGAGAGAAAAAGCCUGUGGUGAACAAAGGCCGCUCACGGGUUACUUUGGAGCCCCCCAACCUUAGGAGCAAGUCACGUCCUCCGUGUCGGCGGAGCUGGGAGUAAAGAUCGGAGACACGGCCUGCUGAAGCUCGGAGGCCUGAGCCGUUUUGUCUUUUAGUUAAAUUCAUAUUUAUUGUCACGUGUACAGAGUUCAGUGAAAUUUCGACCCAUUUGCAAGAAGUCGUCAUGGUGGGCACAUGUCACUUGUUGGAUCGAGUGACGGCACUUGGCAUCGUUUAACUCAGAGUUGCCCAGAUUUGUGGUCAGCUUACCAAAAGUCACCUCUCGGCUCCGCACACCCAUGAGAAUGGUGGCAACCCUUUACACGUUGCCCGUUUUCUGGAAGCCGACUGGUAUGUUGGCUAUCUUUGUUAACUCAAAGCUUCAUUGUUAGCAGUUAACUGGAAACCCUAAUCUCUUGGGUGGGCUGGCUGGAUCUUUGGUGCUCACAGUGGCCUUGAAGUCCACCUGUGGCUGCAGGUUUUCACCCCUGCCAGUGUCAUCGAUGGGUCCAGGUCUGCAGGUAUUUUUUCGUUUGUACCUCUCGAAGUGCUGGUUGUGUUGGUCGAUGUUGGUUUUUAGGAGUUCCCUCUGGUGGGCUAAAUAUUUUGCCGUGACUGACAGGCACAUGAGACACCACAAAAAAUUGCUUUCCAUUUGUUUGGACCCGUGUCUGCUCCACUUGAAUUGGCGUGAAUUAUCUAAGAAGUAAAAAUCUGUGACCGGUGGGCUUCAACAUGCAAACUCGCCUUUUGAGGAAACGCCAUGUGAUGUAAAGCUGACUUUAUAGACCCCCCCUAAUCCCCCAUUCCAGGCCAUAUGUUUUGGCCCCCGACAGCUCUUUGAACUGUCACGUCUUCCUCUUCCGAGUUGACCCACUUGUCCGUGAGGAGGAUGAGUGUAGCUGUUUAAGUGACUCUUGUGCCCCUUGUGUCCCUUUUGAUUUUUCCGUUGGGUCUCAUCUCAAUGCAGAGAUGAGUCUCGGACCCGAGAUUAACUGCCCGAGUCCCGUGUCCUUUAAUCAUCGUUUUUAAAUCUCAUUUUGUGUCGCUUGCAUGCACACCUUCUUCAUUUGCCGUUCCCAUCUGAUCGGCUUCUUUUUUGGAUCCCAUUCCAGUUCGGGUGUCCGGCUCGUUCUUCCCCAGGGUUUCUUCAUUUCCACUUCACUUCACUUUGCUCGGUUGACUGAGAAGUGUUGCAGAGCAUUCUGGGAUAGCUCUGGUCGGGGCAGGAGCUUCUACAUGGCAGUGUGGCCAGUUUACUGUAAGAGAGAGAGAGAGGUUGGCGGUGCUCUGUGUGCCAAAUUUAUCAGUUCCUGGGUGGAGGAGACGAGACCCCCAACUACAAACUCAUCUGAAGUGAAAGCCAGCAGCCACACGCUGGUGGGCCGGGACUGCGUUUUGUCUUCGGAUUUCGAAAGUCGGAGAUCUGAGGAUGACUCCGGCUUGUUUCCGCACUGUGGCCAGUCGAAGGUUUAUUUGUAGUCAUUUUACAUGUUGGUGAGUCACAUUGGGCCCCUACAUUGAGACCAAGGUGGGUGGGCAGGUUUGCAGUUCAGUGCUGCCCCCCACUGCCUCCCGAAUUGAUUAUGCUGGCUGUUAUCCACUCUCGGGUUAACCCCAUAAUGACUUUUACUCAGGGCUUCUGUACAAAAUCCCUGUUGUGUGCGGUUUGGUGACGUGUGGCGGUGUUGCACAGCGGGCAGUCCGUUUCCCCAGGACAGGGCGUGUGUAGCAGUGAAAGACGUGAGGUGGACGUCCAGUAAAAAUGGGUAAGAUGGGAGGUGGUGUUUUGCAAACCCAUUUGCCUGUCCAGUCAGUAGUGAAGGGCCGGGGGGUCCGGGAGACAUGGAGAGUAGGCCUCCCCUUUAAACUCUCCCAUUUGUUUUUACUUGCAGUUUUUAUCAUGGCCACUAGGUGGCGGACUUGAGUUUGGUUUAGGUGAUGGUCUUUGCUGUGACCGUGCGGUCAUCGGGGGUAUGGGGUCACGUUGGCCCCCUGCUCUGUGCUGCCUCUGCUGCCGUCAUGUAAAUCUCGUCUUCCCAAAACGGUGAAGGAGUGCGCCAGCCAGACUUGUGACCGACCGUGGGUGAGCGCCGUCACAGCAGCCCUGGCCAAUCGGGGGGCAAGGCUCACAGAAUGUGUCUGUAAAUCAAACAAUAAUGUACAACUACCGUUUGAAAUCUUUGUAACAAAAAUGGAUUAAACUCCUUUUCCUUUUUAGAAAUAAUAAAAGUGCAAUUGAUUCAAAAUGGUUACAAUUUGCAGCCACCAGGUGGCGCCAUGUACUGUAAAAAAAAAAAA